UCUCCUGGAAACCCACCCAGAACCUCCAGUCUCUGACACCAUGUGCAACUCCUGUUGUGGCUCCUGCUGCUCUAGCCAGGGCUAUGGCUGCUGCCAGCCCAGGUGCUGCCAGACCACCUGCUGCAGGACCACCUGCUGCAGGACCACCUGCUGCCGCCCCAGCUGCUGCAGACCCUGCUGUAGUGGGUCCAGUGGCUGUGGUGGUUCCAGUGGCUGUGGCUCCUGCUGCUGCCGCCCCAGCUGCUGCAGGCCCUGCUGCAUCUCCAGCUGCUGCCGCCCCUCCUGUGACUCCUGCUGCUGCCAGACCUGCUGCCGCCUGCGUCCAGUCUGUGGCAAUGUCUCCUGCCACACCACUUGCUAUCGGCCCACCUGUGUCAUCUCCACCUGCCCCCGCCCCAUGUGCUGUGCCAUCCCUGACUGCUGAAUCUUGUCUUUGAACACCACCUCCUUAUCUCCUCUCUCCCCACAGAUGCAGAACUUCUUUUGGGCCCACCAUUAGGACACAUGGAAUCUAGUUAAUGUCAUUCAACAGAAUGGGCUUCAUGAUUCCAAUCAGCCCAACACUGUCCCAAAGAAGCACCUUAUAGUUCAUUUUAAACUCUCUUCUUUCCAAUGCUGUCAUCAAAUAAAAAUUAAUUUGUAAUCCACUAGCAAAGAAAUUACCUUCAUCCUCCAAAUUACUCAUUUUCCUUACGGCUUGGAGGGUCUACAUUAUUUUUCUCAAAAAGUUAAACAUUAACUCUAGCCCCAACGUAGGCACUAAUUUUAUUCCCUCAGUCCUGGGGGUCCAGUUAUAUCAUAGAUUCUCUCCUAGAGUAAUUUUCUUAUGUUUUGUUGCUCUUCUGUUUUGAAAUAAAAUUUUUCUGCCCAAAAGAAUUCUUUGAUGUUGUUC
Marmota monax (woodchuck) is the source of this 892-nucleotide messenger RNA. RefSeq names its product keratin-associated protein 4-5-like. NCBI's taxonomy places the organism in Eukaryota, Metazoa, Chordata, Mammalia, Rodentia, Sciuridae. The record is from RefSeq and is a predicted model, not a curated record. The coding region runs from base 41 to 424 and encodes 127 amino acids. Gene Ontology annotation, cellular component: keratin filament. The transcript has a single exon.